AUGCAUAGUUAUAUUACCAGUCUCGUUAGCCUUGUUGGGGUUCUUUCCCUUGGUUAUACUGCCGCAACACUGCAAAAUAUCACCAAUGACUCGUAUUUCUACGGCGAUUCACCUCCCGUUUAUCCCUCACCCGAGGGCACUGGGACCGGUGAAUGGGCGUUAGCCUACGAAAAAGCCAAAAAGCUGGUCGCCAGCCUUACUCCUGAAGAAAGGGUCAAGCUGACAGCUGGAGUUAAUGCUGAUAAUAGCUGCUCAGGAAACAUACCCUCUAUUCCACGUUUGAACUUUCCAGGUCUUUGCGUCUCCGAUGCGGGGAAUGGUCUUGAGCGAGUUGGAAUAAAGCUCUUUCCCGGCAAAGGGGCCUCCACAUGGGUGGGGGCCGUAACUGGGAAGGCUUCUCAACAGAUCCCUACCUCAGUGGCGCAUUGGUUUACGAAACUGUUUGUGGAAUACAAUCUGCAGGUGUGGGUGCGUCUACCAAGAAACCCUCAGAAACUUAAUGGUCUCGACAUCGCUGCUAUCUCAUCCAAUAUUGAUGACAAGACCAUGCAUGAGCUGUAUCUUUGGCCAUUCCAAGACGCUGUGCGAGCAGGAACUGCAUCAAUCAUGUGCUCUUACCAAAGAAUUAAUAAUUCAUAUGGAUGCCAGAAUAGCAAGACCCUUAAUGGGCUAUUGAAGACAGAGCUGGGCUUUCAGGGAUACGUGAUUUCUGACUGGGGUGCCCAGCAUGCUGGAAUUGCUACAGCCAACGCUGGGUUGGACAUGGCCAUGCCAUCGACGAAACUGUGGGGGCCCAAACUCACCGAAGCUAUCGAAAAUGGGACUAUGGAAGCAUCUCGUUUGGAUGAUAUGGCAACCAGAAUUCUGGCAACAUGGUAUAAAUUAAAACAAGACGUCAAUUUCCCACCCUCAGGCAUAGGGAUGCCCAAGGACGUCAAUGCAGAUCACCAGGUUAUCGUCGGGAUAACCCCGGCGUCCAAGCAAACCCUGCUUCAGAAUGCGAUUGAGGGCCAUGUGUUGGUCAAAAAUAUCAACAAUGCUCUCCCCCUCCGGUCUCCCAGGUUAGUAUCAGUCUUUGGCUAUGACGCCAAAGGACCCGACAGCUGGAGCACCAAUUUAGAGUUCUGGGGAUAUAGCCCCCCGAUUCAAGGAAACCAUACCUUAUAUGUUGGUGGGGGAUCGGGAGCCAACUCACCCGCCUAUAUUAGUGCGCCCCUGGAUGCCCUCCAGGCGCAAGCAUCUCAGGAUGGCUCAUCUCUGAUAUGGGACAUCACAUCUCUGGAUCCCGCUGUGAACCCCACCAGCGACACUUGCCUAGUUUUUAUAAACAGCUAUGCCACGGAGGGUUAUGACCGGCCGGGUUUGGUAGAUGAGACUAGCGAUGUCUUGGUGACUAAUGUAGCCAGCAAGUGCGACAGCACAGUUGUGGUUGUCCAUAAUGCAGGAAUCCGCCUAGUAAAUGCUUGGAUAAAUCACCAGAACGUUACCGCUGUGAUAUUUGCCCAUCUUCCUGGGCAGGAUUCAGGGAGGUCUGUGGUAGAACUACUUUACGGCAGAUCAAACCCUUCGGGUAAACUCCCCUAUACCGUCGCAAAGAAGGCAGAAGACUAUGGACAAUUACUCCAUCCAAUGGAGGCAAAGGAGCCAUUUGGACUUUUCCCCCAAGAUAAUUUUAGCGAGGGGAUCUUUAUUGACUACCGUGCCUUCGAUCAGCAGGGAAUUGAGCCCCAGUUCGAAUUUGGAUUUGGACUAUCAUACACGACCUUCGACUACUCAGGCCUGCACAUUGACACUGUUAGCGCGAUCAACACCCCAUAUCCACCGCCAGCUGCAGUACAGGAGGGUGGGAACCCGCAUUUAUGGGAUGCCUUGGUGAGGGUGAGAGUGCAGGUGAAGAAUAGUGGCUCGGCGGAUGGUGACGAAGUGGCUCAACUUUACGUCGGUAUUCCAAAUGGCCCAAUCCGUCAGUUACGUGGAUUUGAAAAGGCGCAUAUUACGACAGGUUCCACAGCAAAUGUCAUGUUCUCGCUGACCCGUCGUGACCUGAGUGUAUGGGACACCAAUGCACAACAGUGGUGGUUGCAGCCCGGUACGUAUCAGGUAUUUGUGGGCCGUUCCAGUCGGGAUCUCCCUCUGAGGGGUCAUUUUACACUCUAA
Aspergillus tanneri is the source of this 2157-nucleotide messenger RNA. RefSeq lists its product as uncharacterized. The record is from RefSeq and is a predicted model, not a curated record. Gene Ontology annotation, molecular function: beta-glucosidase activity. Gene Ontology annotation, biological process: glucan catabolic process. NCBI's taxonomy places the organism in Eukaryota, Fungi, Ascomycota, Eurotiomycetes, Eurotiales, Aspergillaceae. Bases 1 to 2157 code for a protein of 718 amino acids. The transcript has 8 exons.